AUGGAGAGGGGAUUACGUCAAGGAGAUCCUCUGUCUCCCUUUCUAUCUGUCCUAGCUGUUGAUGUUCUUCAUAGGAUGAUUAGAGAGGCGGUGAGGAAUGGGCGCAUUUGUCCGCUCUUGGUUGGCCGAGAUCACAUAGAAUUAUCGCAUCUACAGUUUGCGGACGAUACAAUACUCUUUUGCCCUCCAGAAGAAGAGACCAUACGGAACUAUAAGCGCCUCCUUCGCUGUUUUGAACUGAUGUCUGGGUUGAGCAUUAAUUUUGAGAAGUCCAGCUUCAUUCCGGUUAACUGCGAACAGAGUUGGGUACAGAAGAUGUGUCGCCUGUUGGGAUGUAAGGAGGCCUCCCUCCCUGUUCGAUAUCUUGGCAUCUCCUUGGGAGCGAAUCCGAGGCUAGUGAAGACCUGGAAACCAGUGAUUGACAAGGUGGAUGAAAAGCUUAGUCUGUGA
Molecule: messenger RNA, 450 nt
Organism: Arachis stenosperma
Lineage: Eukaryota; Viridiplantae; Streptophyta; Magnoliopsida; Fabales; Fabaceae
Exons: 1
Coding region: 1-450 (149 amino acids)
Source: RefSeq, a predicted model, not a curated record